This is a messenger RNA of Cryptococcus amylolentus CBS 6039, 751 nucleotides long. RefSeq lists its product as hypothetical. The transcript is spliced from 2 exons. NCBI's taxonomy places the organism in Eukaryota, Fungi, Basidiomycota, Tremellomycetes, Tremellales, Cryptococcaceae. The record is from RefSeq and is a predicted model, not a curated record. Bases 1 to 693 code for a protein of 230 amino acids.
AUGUCUGACGAUGGCUCCGAAGUCAACGACCCUCGCCUUAUCCCAACCUCAUCCACCCCUCCACCUUACUCUGACCGCCAGCCAUCCAAAGGUGCUGCCGCCAUCCUCCAAUUCUGGCUCGACGACCAUGGCGACAGAUCCCUCCUUUCCACCCUCACUGAUCCCGAGUUUGCCGCGCAAUUUGAGAGUGAAGUGGAGGGGGCAGAUGACGUCGAACAAGUCACAGUUUGGGCACAAGAAGCGCUGAGCUUUCUCCCGCGCAAGGCGCAGGCUUCUAUGCUAUCUGGUCUUAGCGGUAUGUCGGAAGAAGUUGAAGGUCUCGCCUCUGGCUCGCGGCAGGAGGAGUUCCAGCAAUUCGUCAAUUCAGCGAUGCAAGACCCGCAAUGGAAGGCUCUUGCAGAUAGCAUGUGUGGUGGGCAUCCUUUGCCGUCGGUACAAGAGACUAUACAGCAUUUCAAUUUGGUUGAGACUUUGACGGAAGCUGUUCGGCAGCUAGAGGUGGACCCUUCUGCAAGGGCGAGACCACAACGCAAAUACACUGCUGAUACCGUCACUACCAAUAUGUCUUCAGUCUUUGACGCCGAUGGCUCCGAAGACACACCCAUGGCACAAUCGCCUUUUACUGAAGAUUUGGAAUACGAUGAAACCGAUGAACAGGUGAGACAAGGAGUAGAGGGCAAGGAUUUCUUAUAAGCUGUCGUGUUGUCUUGACUUAAGAUAGCUAGCUAUCCGGUACACAUGUAUAGAAGGC